This is a messenger RNA of Mastomys coucha (southern multimammate mouse), 9388 nucleotides long. RefSeq names its product tet methylcytosine dioxygenase 2 (gene Tet2). Gene Ontology annotation, biological process: oxidative demethylation; myeloid cell differentiation; positive regulation of transcription by RNA polymerase II. The transcript is spliced from 12 exons. The record is from RefSeq and is a predicted model, not a curated record. Gene Ontology annotation, cellular component: nucleus. Lineage: Eukaryota; Metazoa; Chordata; Mammalia; Rodentia; Muridae. Gene Ontology annotation, molecular function: DNA 5-methylcytosine dioxygenase activity. Bases 591 to 6350 code for a protein of 1919 amino acids.
CGCGAGGGAGCGAGCGCACAGUCCGGGACCCCGGCGCGUCCCCGCGAGGGAGCGAGCGCACAGCCCGGGACCCCCGGCGCGUCCCCGCGAGGGAGCGAGCGCACAGCCCGGGCCCCGGAGCGUCCCCGCGAGGGAGCGAGCGCACAGCCCGCGCCCCCGUCCGCGCUCGCGCCCGCGCCGCUCGCAUGCCAGUCACGUCCGCCCCCUCGGCGGCCGCCCGAGAGCCGGCCCCGCCGAGCCUAGAGAACAGACGUCAAACUGCCUUAUGAAUAUUGAUGCGGAGGCGAGGCUGCUUUCGUAGAGGAGCAGAAGGAAGCAAGAUGGCUGCCCUGUAGGAUUUGUUAGAAAGGAGACCCGGCUGCGACGGCGGCGGACUGGGAGGCUGAGGGGCCAGAACCAGGCUGGUAAACAUUCAACAGCUUACCCUCCCAAGACUCUCCAUGUCCCUUGUUCCUGUUCCGCUAUGGUGCUCGGAAGCGGCGACGGGUUCCCUCAUGGUCAACAGGACAUGAUCCGGGAGGAGCAGUGAGGGACAGUGCUGCUGGAUUCUUUCAAAGGGCAGCCUUUUGGAUGGCCCCGAAGCAAGCCUGAUGGAACAGGACAGAACCACCCAUGCUGAGGGCACCAGACCAAGCCCAUUCCCUCCCCUCAGCCAUAAGGAACCUCUGGCUGUCAAACUCCAGAAUGGAAGCCCUUUAGCAGAGAGACCUCAUCCAGAAGUCAAUGGAGACACCAAGUGGCAGUCUUUCCAAAGCUGCUAUGGAAUAUCCCACAUGAAAGGCAGCCAGAGCAGUCAUGAGAGUCCAGACUUCAUACAUGAAGGCAGAGGGUAUUCCGGGUGCUUACAAAAUGGAGGGAUAAAACGCACAGUCAGUGAACCAUCUCUCUCUGGGCUCCAUCUGAACACAAAAUUGCAACUAGACCAAAAAUCUAAGGGAGAAAGUAGUAACUUCGGGGAAAGCCAAGAAGGAAACCCAGGUAAAAGCAGUAGUCAGCCAAAUGUCCCCGAACUAAGUGAUAACAGAGAGCCAGUGACCUCUGCCCAGCAAAGUGCAGUCGCAGACAUAGAUGCCUUCCCAACACGGAACUACAAUGGAGUUGAACAUACAGAGUUUCAGCUUCUCAAGGAGCAGGAAGGGGAAAAUGGCAGGAACAUUACAUUACUUAAAAACAAGGCUGUGCUAAUGCCUAACGGUGCUACAGUUUCUGCCCCUUCUGUGGAAAACACUCAGUGUUAUCCAGAUUGUGUCUCCAUUGCCACGCAGAACACCACAUCUCAUGUGAACGCCCCUAGCACUAGGGCUGCUAUCGAGUUGUCCCGUGAGAUCCCUCAACCAUCGCUUACCUCAGCACAGAUCAAUUUCAUGCAGACCUCAAGCUCCCAGCUGCCUCCAGAGCCAGCUGCAAUGGUGACUAAGGCCUGUGAUGCUGAUAAUGCCAGCAAGCUAGCGGGAGUAAUAGGUACCUGUCCUUUGCAGAAAGCAGAACACCAAGAAAAGUCAGUUUUGGAGAUAUGCCCAUCUCGUGCAGAAAACAAAAACAUCCAAGGAAACAUGAAGCUAUUUGCUGAAGAAUACUACCCUAGUUCUGACAGUGGUUUGCAAGCUUCUCAUGGCAGCUCUCAACAGUAUUUAAAACAAAAGGAAACCAAUGGUGCUUACUUCAGGCAAAGCUCAAUGUUCCCUACAGAUUCCAUUUCUGCCACUACCAUAACCCCGCCAUCACAAUCCCUUCCUCCCCGUCCUGUUCUCCAGCUUCCUUCAGAAGGAAAAGGGACUCUGAAUGAUGUAGCUUUGGGAGAACACCAUCACUACCCCAACCAAAGCAACCUAAGUCUUUUAAGGGAAGGGAAAAUAGAACAUCAGCCCAAGCCAUUGUCUAGCCAGAGUCUGAAUCCAUCUGUACACACACCUAACCCCCCCUUGAUGCUUCCAGAACAGCGUCAGAAUGAUUGUGUCCCACUGUGCUCUGAAAAGUCAAGGAAAAUGUCAGAAUAUCUCAUGUAUUACCUGCCAAAUCAUGGCCACAGUGGAGAUUUACAGGAACAUAGCCAGUAUCUGAUGGGACAUAGGGAGCAAGAGAUUCUGAAGGACGCAAAUGGGAAACAGAAGCAAGACUCUGCACAGGCAGCACCCGGCUGGAUAGAACUGAAGGCAUCUCAUUUUCGUGAAGCACUCCAUCAGACGAAAUGCAAGGAUACAUCCUGGCACUCAGUCCUUCACUCUCAGACCAGCCCUGCCAAUCAGAUGAGCUCCAAACCAUCCACUGGCAAUGUAAACAUACCAGGAGGAUUCCAAACGCUACCUUACAUCCCGAAAACAGCUCAGCCAGAGCCGAAGUCACCAAUGUACCAAGUGGAAAUUAAUCAAGGAUCCUCUCCACGCAUGGGGGACCAACAUCGACAGUUCCAGAAAACUUCAUACCAGGAGUGCAUCCCCGGGACAGAUCUGUCAUCCGAGGCUCACCUGCAAGCACCGGGUGUUCCUCAGUAUCAUUUCCAGCAAAGAGUAAAUCCACCCACCGAUAAGCAUUUGAGUCAACAGGCCACAGAGACUCAACCAUUUUCAAGCUUUUUACAACAUACUACUACUCAUAAGGAGGCAGCACAAACACAAGUAUCCCAGAACUCAAAUUUCCCUCCAAUCUGCCAGCAGCAGUAUCAGUUACAGAGGAAGAAUAAAGAACAAGUGUCUCAGACUUUCUCUCCUCUCCAAGGCAGCGUUGAUAAGCAAAGAGAAGGCUCAUGCUUUGGCCAGAUGAAAGUGGAAGAAAGCUUUUGUGGCAAAAAUCAGUAUUCAAAAUCAAGUAAUUUCCAAACUCACAAUACCCAAGGGGGGUUGGAGCAAGUACAGAAGAGAAAUAAAAAUUUCCCUUAUAUGAAGAUCUUAACACCAAAUUCAAGCAAAUUACAGAUUACCUGUUCAAAUGACCUACACCCAGCUUCUGAGAGUAGAGAACAAAUUCUACAUCCUGACCUCUUCGUAGGAAAUACUAAGGCCCCAGACCUGCAGAACAUGCAGUGUUUCCCGAAUAAUGUGACCCCAAAUCAGGAUGUUCGUUACAGGUGCUUUCAAGAACAAGAGCAGAAGCCUCAACCAGCUUCGUCUUUACAGGGCCUUAAAGACAGAAGCCAGGAGGAGGAAGCUGCUCAGCAGAGGUAUUUGGUGCCUAAUCAAGCAAAGGCACUUCCUGUGCCCGAGCCAAGGGGAAGUCACACACAGACCCCUCCUCAGAAGGACACUCAGAAGCAUGCCGCCUUAAGGUGGCUUCUCUUACAGAAGCAAGAACAGCAGCAAAUGCAGCAAUCCCAGUGUGAGUCUGGUCAUAAUCAGAUGCGCAGGCCAAUCAAGAUUGAGCCUGGAUCCAAACCUCCUUCCUGCAAGCGCCCCAUGUCAGCGCCACAAGAAAAUAUGUCCAGAAGGAUAAAGCAAGAGAUCCCCUCGCUAAGCUGUGAUAAUGGGCAGCCAAAGAGCAUCAUUGAGACUAUGGAGAAACAUCUGAAGCAGUUUCAGCUCAAGUCACUCUGUGACUAUAAGGCUCUGACUCUCAAGCCACAGAAACAUGUGAAAGUGGAAACACCUACAAAUACCCAUGCUGCAGGAUUGGAGAACUACACCCCAGCAGCAGAGCCUCAAGCAGCUCUUUCAGAAAAGACUCCAACCAAAAGAACGGCUUGUUCCGUUUUCACCUUUCUUUCAGAAUCACCUUCCGAAUCAGAUACUCCUGGUGGACAGAAUCAGAAGGAUAGCAAAUGCGGCGAACCCUGCAAGGAUGCAGAGAAAGAUGAUGCUCCUUAUUAUACCCAUCUAGGAGCUGGUCCUAAUGUGGCAGCUAUUAGAACACUCAUGGAAGAAAGGUUUGGAGAGAAGGGUAAAGCUAUUAGGAUUGAAAAAGUCAUAUAUACUGGUAAAGAAGGCAAGAGCUCUCAGGGAUGUCCUAUUGCUAAAUGGGUAUAUCGGAAAUCGAGUGAUGAGGAGAAGCUACUGUGUUUGGUACGAGUGCGUCCUAAACACAUGUGUGAGACUGCUGUAAUUGUGAUCGCCAUCAUGCUGUGGGAAGGAAUUCCAAAGCUCCUGGCGACUGAACUCUACUCAGAGCUCACAGACAUCCUGAGCCACCAUGGCAUAUGCACCAAUCGUCGCUGUGCUCACAAUGAAACGAAGCCAAAAGAUUCAUCACCCAGUAGAAACUGUUGUUGUCAGGGUGAGGAUCCAGAGACCUGUGGUGCCUCCUUUUCUUUUGGUUGUUCUUGGAGCAUGUACUAUAAUGGAUGUAAGUUUGCCAGAAGCAAGAACCCAAGGAAAUUUAGGCUACAUGGAGAUGAGCCAAAAGAGGAAGAGAGACUAGGUUCUCAUUUGCAAAACCUGGCUACUGUUAUUGCUCCAAUAUACAAGAAGCUUGCACCUGAUGCAUACAAUAACCAGGUUGAAUUUGAACACCAAGCUCCAGAGUGCUGUUUGGGUCUAAAGGAAGGCCGACCCUUCUCAGGGGUCACUGCCUGUGUGGACUUUUCUGCUCAUGCCCACAGAGACCAGCAGAACAUGCCAUACGGCAGCACAGUGGUGAUCACCCUCAACGGAGAAGACAAUCGAGAAACCGGAGCCCAGCCUAAGGAUGAGCAGUUCCACGUACUGCCUUUGUACACCAUCGCCAGUGAGGAUGAGUUUGGGAGUGCAGAAGGUCAGGAGGAGAAGAAACUGAACGGGUCCAUUCAGGUUCUGCACUCCUUUCGGAGGAGAAGAGUCAGUAGGUUAGGAGAGCCCGUCAAGAGUUGCCGGCAGAAGAAAUCGGAAUCCAAGAAAGCAGCUAGAAAGCUUUCUUCUCUGAAGAAUUGCUCCAAUAAGAAAGAAAAGUCUUCGUCUCGUACAAAGCAGAUGGAAAACACAAGCCAUAUGACAGCACAACUGCGGCUUUCGGGAUCUGUCAUCCAGCAGCCACCAUCACUCCAGAGGCACCUUCAACAAGGGCAGAGGCCACAGCAGCCGCAGACACAGCCACCUCAGCCACAGCCGCCACAGUCGCAGACACAGCAUAUCCUGCCCACUAACUCGCAAUCCAUUGGUUCUCAUGCUUCUGGAUCCACCAAUAUCUACGUGAGACAGCCUACUCCACGUAGUCCUUACCCCAGUUCUGCACACACCUCAGAUAUUUAUGGAGAUACCAACCAUGUGAACUUUUACCCCACUUCAUCUCAUGCUGUAGUUUCUUAUUUGAGUUCUUCUAAUUACAUGAACCCCUACCCUGGGCUUUUGAACCAGAAUAACCAAUAUGCAGCUUUUCAGUGCAAUGGCAGUGUGUCGGCCAACAGUGGUUCUCCUUUCUUAGGUUCUUAUCCCUCCCAGGCUCAAUCCAGGGGUCUACAUAGAUAUCCAAGCCAGGACCACCUCACCAAUCUGAACCUACCACCCAUCCACACACUUAGCCAACAGAGGUUUGGAGACGGUCCCUCUAAGUACUUAAGUUAUGGAAACCAAAAUAUGCAGAGAGAUGCCUUCACUAACUGUACCCUAAAACCAAAUGUACACCACCUAGCAACGUUUUCUCCUUACCCUACCCCCAAGAUGGAUGGUCACUUCAUGGGAGCUGCCUGCAGAUCACCAUACAGCCACCCAAACACAGACUACAAAACCAGUGAGCAUCAUCUACCUUCUCACUCAGUCUACAGCUACACUGCAGCAGCUUCGGGCUCAGUGAGCAGUUCUAGUCACGCCUUCCACAACAAGGAGAAUGACAACACGGCUAAUGGGCUAUCAAGGGUGGUUCCAGGGUUUAAUCACGAUAGAACUGCUUCUGCUCCAGAUCUGUUACACAAUCUGAGUGACUACAGUCAGGAGAAACAGCCUGGGGUGUCAGGCCAGGAUCCGGCUACUGUAGAGGACAUUGAGUUUUGGUCAGAUAGUGAGCCCAACUUUCAGGAUCCUUGCAUUGGAGGGGUGGCUAUAGCUCCAACUCAUGGGUCAAUUCUCAUUGAGUGUGCAAAGUGUGAGGUCCAUGCCACCACCAAAUUAAACAACCCCGAUCGGAAACAUCCCACCAGGAUCUCACUUGUAUUUUACAGGCAUAAGAACUUGAGUCUGCCAAAACAUAGCUUGGCUCUCUGGGAAGCCAAAGUGGCUGGAAAGGCCCGGAAAGAAGAGGAAGAGGGUGAAAAGUAUGGAUCAGACCAUGUGUCUGAGAAAAAUCAUGGCAAACGGGUAAAGCGUGAGCCCACAGGGCCACAGGAACCAAGUUACCUACGCUUCAUCCAGUCUCUUGCUGAGAACACAGGGUCUGUGACCACGAACUCUACCGUGACAACAUGGCCAUAUGCUUUCACUCAGGUCACAGGGCCUUAUAACAGAUAUGUGUGAUGCUGGUCAUUAGGCCAGACCACCAAGGACAACCUGCGAGCAGUAUGUCUUUCAUGGCAUGGGCAGUGGGGACAGGUCACAGCAUCUGUGACAAAUGCAGUACAUUUUUUUUUUCUGUUUAUUGGGGGGAGGUUUGUCAGCUCACCAGCAAAAUAGUUUAUUUUACCAUUAUACUUAGUCUCUACCAACUUCUUGUGGUGGUCACUUGGUGGCAUUCAGGAAGAGUUAAGACAUCCUAUGCAAAGUGACAGUGGGAAAAAGCAUUCUCCAUUUGUUUUCAAAACCACUGGUUCUCUUAUUGGCUGAGGUCAUGCAUGUGACAUGUCCCUCACCACUCUACAUGGGACUGCUUCUAGUACCAAGUGUGUGUAAUCAUGGGACACAGUACUGUAGUAGAACUUGCAGGAAUCAUCUGGUGCUGAUGUAUGAUGUACUGAAAUACUGGAAUUAUGACUUUUUAACAUGGAGUUUUUACUUAAUAACUUAUUUAUCAAAGUAGCUUCAGAAAGCUUAAGUGAAUAACAGCAAAACACUGAAUUUGUUUGGGUGUUAACAUUAAAUGGUGCUACAAAAAUGAUGUUUUUAAUAGUUGAAAAAUCAAUGCCUUUUAUCAUUCAGCCAGUAUAGUCUAGGGCCCUUUGGGGAACUGGGUACCUUUGAUUUACAUUUCUAUCUUAAUUAUUUGUUACUCAGCUUAGUUUUAAAAUAUGGACAUUUAAAAGGCCUCUGGAUUAUGGUUCUCCAUCGAUGUCCUUGUAGGACUAUAAAUAAUGUAUGCAUAUACACAUUUACACAUGUGUAUUGAAAUAUUUUAAGUUGUGUCUUAGAGAAGCACUUUGCCUACCUAAGCUUUGGCAACUUGAGCAAUGCUAAGGUACUGAAACUUAAAAACAAAACAAAACAAACCAUUCUUUCAUGUAAGAUUAAGAAGUGUUUUUUUUGAAAGCUUUGAAAACAUUUGCUUUGCUCUUAGCCAUGUAUUGGCUGAUAAGCACUGUCAUUGUUGACAGGCCUACUUACAAUCCAAAGCUGUAUGGAUAUGCUAGUCCACACACAGAAAAAAAACAAAAACCGUUUUCUGGUGCUCACUCAUCUUACACGCUAUACUAUAAAACGGUGGUAGGGCAAGCUCAUCCCUCCUGCGCAUACAGCUUAAGAACUGUUAACUGCAGGCGAUAACUAGCCGCAUGCUACAGACAGAGCAAAGCUUGUCCACCUCACGCCCAUGCUGUCCACAGAUCUGUUAGGUUCAGGAUAGCAGGCUGCCUCUGUUCAUUAUGUGCUUUGUGGUGUCGUUUCUUAGCUAAGUGUUAUGCAUACCAGGAAAAUUGAGUGGACUGAAGCCCACAUAAGAUGAGAAGACAUGGUUAAAUCCAUAUGACUCUACUGGUUACAGCAAAAACGAAAGACAAAAAUAGGCAGCUGGUUUGCUGUGGUGAUUUUAAACAUUAAUUUGUAUUAAAAGGUAAAAAAGAGUUGUAUAGUAAAUUAAAUUGUAAAGCAAAACCUUUUUUGAUGCAAUGCUUUAGUAUUUUAGUACUGUAAAAAUUAAAUAUAUACAUAUGUGUAUAUGUUAUAUAUAUAUAUAUAUAUAUAUAUAUAAUAUAUGAGAUUGAAGCAAAAUUCACAUCACGAUGGUGCUACCCAGAUUGCUCCACAUAGAUGUUAAUGUGAGCUAAGAAUCCAUUCCAAGUUGGAGUGGUGUUCCUACUUGUCGUAAUACCUCAACAGUAGCUUGGCAAUGGGAUACUGAGCUAAGAGUGGAAGCUUAGAGCAUUGUAUACCACCAUUUUUUUUUUUUAAAAAAAAAAUAAUCUUUGUAUUAUUAUUAAGACAUACCAUUUUUAAAUACUUGAUUUCUUAGCAAGUAUAACUUGAAUCUCAAACUUUUUGUUCUAAAAAUUCAGGGAUAUUUCAGCUCAUUCUCCUUAUGCCAACAUGUCACCUGUUUAUGUAAAGUUGUCGGUUAAUAUAUUCUUUUUCAGAGAUUUAACUCUUUUUAUUUUGAAUCCCUCCUAUUUUGCUUAUACAUGUACUGAUAACAUACUAAUUUUAUAAAUUUGUUACCUUUCAAUUAUAAAUUUUGGAGAGUUGGAGUUCAGCAAAGGAAAAAAAUCUAAAACAGGAAGCAGUGAGCUGGUAAAGGGAAAAUGGGGGGGUAAAAAUCAUCCCCAUGGCUCUCCGAUCUCCAGAGACGGCUUCUAAGCUAGUGAGGACAGCUUUGGACGGCAGCUCAGUGGUCCUAGAAGCUGGUGGUGUGCUGUGCAAUAGGACUCUCGUUACAUUGUGGCCUAAAUACAGUGUUGAUUACUAGCUUUUCAAAUAGCUUUGUGUCAGUGGAGACCUUUGUAAUUUAUCGGUCACAUUUGUCACUAAAAACUUUCAGAAUGUCUGCCUUGCACACAAAACCAGAAGGUUAAUGGUUUCCACACCAUGUUUGGUCCACAUCAGGUUCCUGCAGGUGUGUUUGGCGACUUUUUGAGCCAGUCAUCCCUAAGGAAUAUUUUCUUUACGUGUCACCCACUGUCAUUUGUCAAACUGCUGGCCAACAGGAGCAGUAAGUGUGGUUUGAGAGGAUGGGUUGUGUAGGAAGCAAGGCAGUUACAUCCCACCUCUUUCCAUUAGAUCAAGUGGAAGGCAGAUCUGUGAUUUUCUUCUAUAGGAACAACUUGACUACAGAGCCAUACUUGGAAGUGCUUCUGCUUGGUUGUCAACAUUACUUGAAUGAAUUUUUCAUCUUGAUUGACGCACAGUGAUGUAUAGUUCACUUUACAAGGUAGUGUGGUUAACUUGUUAGGGAAUAUUUUUUGCAGUUUGACACUAAAAUAAUGAACCUCUGUGUGCAUUUUUCUAUGCUUUAUUUUUUUAAUGUAGUUUACUUCAUGAAAUGUUGGCUUUGUUUAUACAAUCUGAGGGUGGUUAUAAAUACUGUAAGUAUUGUAAUGUUAUGGAUGCAGUUUAUUUUAAAGCUGUUUAUUAUAUCAUUCCUGAUAACGCCAUGUGAGUGUUUUUAAUAAAAUUUAUAUUUAUUUAAUGCA